GUCUCGUGUUGCGCUAAUCGAGUAGGAAUAUAACAUUCCCUUUCAUCGAUUUUAGUAAACUACCAAUAAGGCGUAUUUUAUAUUAAUUUCUAAAUUCUUGAUGAUCAAGCAAAACGAUAAUUAAUACUAAAACAUAAGAUUAAUUCAACUAUUUUAGUGUCGGAAAUAAUCGUGAGAUGGCAGGUAAAACUCCAUUUGAAAACAGACUUAUGAAAGAGUUUAAAAUAUUUGCCAGAGAACCUCCGCCAGGUAUGUCUGUAGAUGUACAAGCUGAACAAAAUCUUAAAAAUUGGAUUAUAAAUAUGCAAGGCCCUAAAGGCACUUUAUAUGAUGGAGAACAGUUCCAGUUACGGUUCAAAUUUGAUACCAAAUAUCCUUUCGAGUCGCCUGAAGUUACAUUUGUAGGCCAAAACAUUCCAGUUCAUCCACAUGUGUAUAGUAAUGGCCAUAUAUGUUUAUCUAUUCUUACUAGUGACUGGUCACCAGUAUUAACAGUUCAGUCUGUUUGUCUUUCAAUUAUGUCUAUGCUAAGCAGCUGCAAAGAAAAGAAAAGACCUGAAGGUGAUACCAUGUAUGUAAAAACUGGCAACAAAAAUCCGAAAGAAACAAAAUGGUUGUAUCAUGAUGACAAUGUUUGAAGUAUUGAAUAUCAGUUCUAUUAUUUAUUCACAAGCUAUAUCUUCUCAUUUAGUAUGAAAAUCGUGACCAUAUUUUAUUGAAAUUAAAUAUACCUAAUUUUAACAUAGUCAUUCAUUUUACCCAGAUCUUUUAAAAUGUAGAUUUGUUAAUUAUAAAUACUUAAAUAUAAUUACCUUUUAUCUAGAAUAAAAAUUGUUG
Molecule: messenger RNA, 837 nt
Organism: Metopolophium dirhodum (rose-grain aphid)
Lineage: Eukaryota; Metazoa; Arthropoda; Insecta; Hemiptera; Aphididae
Product: ubiquitin-conjugating enzyme E2 W-like
Exons: 6
Coding region: 177-638 (153 amino acids)
Source: RefSeq, a predicted model, not a curated record